CCUCGAAGGUCAAACACGUGCAGACUACACGUGGGCAACAUGGAAGCUCUACUGACAACCGACACGUCUGGACAGCUAUGGACAGCAUCUCUCUUCGAUCCUUUGACUGGUUCUUCUCUAGCCACUUUCAAGUCAGGGUAUAGUUGUCAUAGAAGCCUCUGUUCAACCAAAGAAAGACUCAUCGUCGCUUCCAAAGACAGACCGAUUCUGAGUGUGUGGGACUUCCGCGGAUCAAGGAAGGAUGGGCAACCUCAACGUCAGAUGUGCCCUGGAAUCGUUACGGCUCUGGCGACCUCUGCAGAUCACCAUUACAUCGCAGCGGGUAUUGCAGAGAAAGUCCACAUAUGGCAGCUCACAGAUGGAAUGCUUGUUGCUGUCUUGACCACCCACUACCAGACAGUGACCAAGGUCUGUUUUACUGAUGACGGCAGCCAUCUUGUUACUGCUAGCAAGGACAACAUGAUCCUAAUAUGGGAAAUGUCUGAGAUAGUGCAUCAGUGCACCCUGGGUAAAUCCUGUAGCCCGCUCCAUGUGAUAUCCGGCCACACCCUCCCAGUGACGGACGUGUUCGUCGGUGCUGGAGGCCCUAUGGCUCAUGUCAUUUCAGCCUCACAGGAUCAUUCAUGCAAGGUGUGGGAGUUGUGCUCUGGCCAGCAGCUCUGUAAUCUUCUCUUUGACGUUCCUGUAGAGUGCAUCACAGCUGAUGCUGCUGAGACCUCUAUGUUUGCUGGUUGCUCUGACGGUGCCAUAUAUCUUGUCCAUCUUUUUCAUGAGGGUUCCAGUCAAGAAAGACACAUCAGUAAAUCAGACCGAUCAGCUGUCACCAUUUUUCAAGGACACAGUUCCUCUGUCACAUGUCUUUCUGUCAGUAUGGAUGGGACCAUGCUAGCUUCAGGGAGUACAGAUAAAACUGCAAGGAUAUGGGAUGUAGGAAGUGGGCAGUGCCUCAGAGUGAUACAACACAAAGCAUCAGUAGGGGCUGUACGGUUUGCCUUGAGACCUCUACCCCCUCCCACCAACGCACCCCCUCCCAAGGCUUUACCCCCUCUCCCUACACUUCAAAGGAAUUUCUCUUGGUCCGGGGCAGGUGACGCGAUUGUUCAAGGAGGAUUCAGGGGUGGUUAUGCAGUCAAGAUUUCAAGGCCUGUAGAGGAUACAGAUGAGAGGUAUGAAGAUGAGGUUGGUCUUCCAAGGAGCAUCAGGGAUGCAAACGCAAAGGUAAAUGAUAUUUCAACUGUUUGGAGUCCAGUUUGUGAAAGUUUUGAUAUAUUUCAAUUCCAGAAGCAGCCGAGAUCAGAUGAGGACGAAGUCACAAGGUUACGACGGGUCAACGCCCAGCUUUAUCAUUUAUGUGCAAACUCCCUUCUAGACCGGACAGAGUCGGCCAGCUCCGGGAAUGAAUAUUAG
Messenger RNA from Strongylocentrotus purpuratus (purple sea urchin), 1407 nucleotides. It is a transcript of the gene wdr18, whose product is annotated as WD repeat-containing protein 18. The record is from RefSeq and is a predicted model, not a curated record. Gene Ontology annotation, biological process: rRNA processing; DNA-templated DNA replication. Gene Ontology annotation, cellular component: nuclear pre-replicative complex. Gene Ontology annotation, molecular function: protein binding. Bases 40 to 1407 code for a protein of 455 amino acids. Lineage: Eukaryota; Metazoa; Echinodermata; Echinoidea; Camarodonta; Strongylocentrotidae. The transcript has 10 exons.